AUGCAUCCCAGCCGAUCUGGGCUGCCUCCCUCCCCGCCGCUGGGCCCGACCCGAGGAGGCGGCGGAGGGUCCCUGCAAAGGCGGCCUCUGCAGGCGCCCGGCGAGCCCGCCUCUCCCGGGGAGCGCCCGCGCUCUGCACCCCCCCCCACCUCCCCGCCGGCGCCCUGCCCACCGCCAGGCAACCUAGAGAUUGACGCGCGACGCGGCCACCCGGAGCUGCGAAGGCGUCCUGAGCGCACCUAUGAGAAGGGCCGCAUCCCAAAGGGGGCUGGCCGUGGGCGCAGCAGUCGGGAGAGCGCAGCCGCCUCCUUCAGGCAGGCAGGCAGGCGGGGCUGCUGCUGCUGCUGCGGAGCCGGGGAAGCCGAGCGCCCCAGUCGGCGGGCGCCUGCCGGAGGGGAAGCAUCUCCCGGCCCCUCCCUGCUGCGCGUCUCUCCCUCGCCCCGCCUCCCGCUCGCCGGGCGCCUCGGGCGGGGAUGGCAGCCGCGCGGAGCGAGCGCGCGAUGGAGGCGCCGCGGCGGCCGCACCUGCCGCGCCGGGAGGAGAAGGAGGACGCCGCCGCCGCCGCCUCGUAGGCAGCGCUGCCCGGAUCCCGCCCUGCCUGCCAGCGCUGCCAGCGGCGGACGGGGGAAGAAGGCAGACGUAAGCAGGCUAACUAUAGCAUCUCCCCGGAGCCGGCAGGGAGGCAACCUGGGCGGGCAGCCUGCGCCAUUCCCGGGCGAGGAGCGGCGUAGCUACAGGUGA
Molecule: messenger RNA, 741 nt
Organism: Podarcis muralis (Common wall lizard)
Lineage: Eukaryota; Metazoa; Chordata; Lepidosauria; Squamata; Lacertidae
Source: RefSeq, a predicted model, not a curated record